CCUCUCCUCCUAUCCAUCAACUGCAUUACAUAGUAGUUCACUUAUCAUCUUUCCUGGUCCGACUUUUUUCCUUGGACGACCGCCUUCUACCCCCCCUACUCUUUCUGCCUUGUGGGAACUUUCCUCCUUUCCUCCUUUCCGUUCUUCUUCCCGACCAUCUCCGUCGUUUGUUUAUCCCACCACUUCUAUUCUCACCGUCACCAUGGGUCAGCACUCCGCUAUCUGGCAAGGCUAUGUCGAUUCCAGCUUGAUGGGAUCCGGCCAAUUCGACAAGGCUGCCAUCCUCGCCUAUGACUUCUCCGAUGUUGAGGCUUCGUCCCCCGGCUUCACGAUCGCUCCCCAGGAGCUGACCGGUCUCGCCGCCAUCUUCAAGGACCCCAGCAGCGCCUUCGCCAACGGUAUCAUCGUCGGAGGAGAGAAGUUCGUUACCAUCAAGGCUGACGAGCGCAGCGUGUACGGCAAGAAGGGCAAGGAGGGUAUCGUCAUCGUCAAGGCCAACUCCUGCGUCUUCGUCGCCCACCACGGCGAGGCCGUCCAGACCACCAACGCCGCCACCGUCGUCGAGAACCUCGCUGACUACAUCAACAACCCCCGGUAGAUGGGCCGGUGUAUACACCUAACCAAAAAGUCUGUCGUUGGGGGCGGGGGUGACAAGUCAAGGGGGAGCAGUGGUAAUACUCUGAAUGUAGAACACGGUGGUCUCCUUCUCGAUUUUGUCUGUUCUUAAUUUUCUCCUUUGUUAUCUUUCUCCUGUUGUUAUAUGAUAUCAGCUACAACGCGUAGAUAUGUGCAAAUAUGUGCCACCUUUUCAUUCUCCUGAGAUGAUUCUUGUCUAGAUGGAUGAUGC
Messenger RNA from Aspergillus aculeatus ATCC 16872, 847 nucleotides. It is a transcript of the gene pfy1, whose product is annotated as profilin. The record is from RefSeq and is a predicted model, not a curated record. The coding region runs from base 203 to 598 and encodes 131 amino acids. Lineage: Eukaryota; Fungi; Ascomycota; Eurotiomycetes; Eurotiales; Aspergillaceae. Gene Ontology annotation, cellular component: cell cortex. Gene Ontology annotation, molecular function: actin monomer binding. The transcript has 5 exons.